Messenger RNA from Symbiodinium natans, 667 nucleotides. Lineage: Eukaryota; Dinophyceae; Suessiales; Symbiodiniaceae. The record is from the annotation of a GenBank genome assembly.
AUGGAAGCAGCUUUUGGUGCGGCUUUGUCCGGGGCGCCUUCUGUACUGCCCAUCAUCGCCGCAGCAGCGCGGCGGCGCAGCACCAGCGAGGCGUUAAGAUGGCUUCGCCGAACUGGAGCGGCGUGGGAGCUGGAGAGCUGGACCUACGCCGAGGUCUGGCGCAGGAGCAUCGACACUGCAGGCGCCCUGCGCGGCUACGGCGCCGAUGGGCGCGCGGUGGGCGUGGCCAUCGACGAGGGCCCGGCGCUGCCGCUUCUCGAGUUGGCCAUUCUCCUGGCCGGCGGCCACAUCGUUCCCAUGGACGUCUGCGAUCCCUGCGGCCGCUUGGCGGUCCUCCUGCGAGACAGCACCCCAGUCCUGGCCGUGGCCAAGGACGAUCCUGGCCUUGAAGCGCUGGAGAGGGCGGCAGCCGAAGCCUUUGCUGAGAACCCCGGGGCCGCUCCUCGCCUCCUCCUGGCCACUGCCAUGGGCCUCGGCGAGAGGGGGGCCGAUGAGGGGCUCCCGUACGAGGAUGUCUUUGAGACGCCGCCCGCCGCGGCGGUGUCCCACAUCUUUUUUACCUCAGGGUCGACGGGCAGGCCCAAGGGGUGCGUUACGACUCACGGGGCCCUGGCGAGCUAUUGCGCCGCCAAGAACGCCACGUACUCCGUGACAGAGGAGUCCGUGA